Molecule: messenger RNA, 1689 nt
Organism: Knipowitschia caucasica
Lineage: Eukaryota; Metazoa; Chordata; Actinopteri; Gobiiformes; Gobiidae
Source: the annotation of a GenBank genome assembly
AUGGAUACUACUCCUCUGCAGAUGCUCACAGUGGCCACUGCUCCUUAUCUGGACCAGAGACCAGGCACAGGUGGUCUGAGGAAGAGGGUCUGCCUGUUUCAGACCAGACCCCACUAUCUACACAACUUCAUACAGAGUAUCUUCUCCUCCAUCGACCUGCGAGAGCGGCAGGGAUCCACCAUGGUGCUGGGAGGAGAUGGGCGCUUUUUCAACAAGACCGCCAUCGAGGUCAUUGUACAAAUGGCAGCAGCCAAUGGGGUGGGACGAGUCAUCAUAGGACACCAUGGGAUACUGUCCACACCUGCUCUUUCUUGUGUGAUCAGGAAAUACAAAGCCAUAGGCGGCAUCAAUCUCACCGCCAGCCAUAACCUCGGGGGACUUGAGGGAUACUUUGGUAUAAAGUUCAACGUGGCAAACGGAGGGCCGGCGAAAGAAGCUAUUACCAACAAGAUCUUUCAAAUCAGCAGAACUAUUGAGGAGUUUGCCAUCUGCCCGGGAUUAAGGGUGGAUCUGACUACUGUGGGAAAACAGUCAUUUGACCUGGAGAAUAAGUUCAAACCAUUCAAAGUGGAAAUUAUCGAUUCUGUGGAGUCUUACGCCAAUCUUCUGAGGAACGUUUUUGACUUUGCUGCAUUAAAGGAACUUCUGUUUGAAGAAAACCAGAUAAAAAUCAGAGUGGAUGCAAUGGAUGGAGUUGCUGGUCCGUAUGUGAAGAGGAUAUUGUGUGAAGAGCUGGGCUGUCCUGCAAACUCAGUCAUUAACUGUACCCCUCUGGAAGACUUUGGGGGGAGGCCUCCUAAUCCCACCUAUGCUGCAGACCUGGUGGAAGACAUGAGGAGUGGACUGUGGGAUUUUGGCGCUGCCUUUGAUGGUGAUGGGGAUCGUAACAUGAUCCUUGGUAAGAAUGGAUUUUUUGUGUCUCCAUCCGAUUCUGUGGCUGUAAUUGCGGGGAACAUCUUUUGCAUCCCGUAUUUUCAACAGACAGGCGUCAGGGGCUUCGCUCGCAGCAUGCCCACAAGUGCCGCUUUAGACAGAGUUGCUAAAGCCACAAAAAUAGAAUUAUAUGAAACUCCUACAGGUUGGAAGUUCUUUGAUAAUUUGAUGGAUGCAGGCUGUCUAUCACUGUGUGGGGAGGAAAGCUUUGGGACAGGAAGUGACCACGUUCGUGAAAAGGACGGGCUUUGGGCUGUGCUGGCUUGGCUCUCCAUACUUGCUGCAAGACGACAAAGCGUGGAAGACAUUGUUAGAGAUCACUGGAUAAAAUACGGAAGAAACUACUAUACAAGAUAUGACUAUGAGAACGUGGACAUUGAUAUAGCUUGUGAAAUGAUGGAAGAUUUGGAAAUUCUGAUCACUGACAAGUCAUUUGUGAAACAAAGAUUUGCUGUUGAAGAUAAAAUAUUUCAAGUAGAAAAAGCAGACAACUUUGAGUACACAGACCCUGUCGACAGUACCAUCUCCAGGAACCAGGGGUUGAGGAUCAUCUUCUCUGAUGGCUCUCGAAUUAUCUACAGACUCAGUGGAACGAGCAGUGAGGGGGCCACAGUUCGAAUAUACAUCGACAGCUAUGAGCAACACGAUGUUUUCCAAGAUACUCAGGUGAUGCUGUCACCCCUAGCAACCAUUGCAGUGAAGAUUUCUCAGCUGCACAUCAGGACAAAGCGCACAGGUCCUUCAGUCAUCACAUGA